GGGGAUGAGGGUGGGGGUGGGGGUGGGGCUGACUCUGCAGCCGGAUCCGGAUGCGGCGCUGUGACUGGCCGGGAGACUGACGUGCCUGGAGGGGAGCGUGGAUCGCUCUGACCCUCUUAACAUUUGAAAUUUUACUGGAAAGAUGAAACCUGAUGAAACGCCUAUGUUUGACCCAAGUCUGCUCAAAGAAGUGGACUGGAGUCAGAAUACAGCCACGUUUUCUCCAGCCAUUUCUCCAACGAAUCCUGGAGAAGGCCUGGUUUUGAGGCCUCUCUGUACUGCUGACUUGAAUAAAGGCUUUUUUAAGGUACUGGGUCAGUUGACAGAGACUGGUGUAGUCAGCCCCGAGCAGUUCAUGAAAUCUUUUGAGCAUAUGAAGAAGUCUGGGGAUUACUAUGUCACAGUUGUGGAAGAUGUGACCUUAGGAGAAAUUGUUGCUACAGCAACUCUGAUAAUAGAACAUAAAUUUAUCCACUCAUGUGCUAAGAGAGGGAGAGUAGAAGACGUGGUUGUUAGUGAUGAUUGCAGAGGGAAGCAGCUCGGCAAACUGUUAUUAUCAACUCUCACUUUGCUAAGCAAGAAGCUGAACUGUUACAAGAUCACCCUUGAAUGUCUACCACAAAAUGUUGGCUUCUACCGAAAGUUUGGUUAUACAGUGUCUGAAGAAAAUUACAUGUGUCAGAGGUUCUUAAAGUAAAGACCCCCACCAAGACAAUGAUCCAAGGCUUUACUGUUCAUUUUUGUUGCUGUAGACUGGAAAACCAAUGUAGUAUGCAAGUGUAGUGACACACAAGCAUGCCUGUGGCUGCUGGGACUCGCUCUGAGUUAAGACUACAAACGAUCCUAAAGGGGAUGAUUUUUAACCAAAGGAAUAUAUUUUCAACUUGAAUCUUUUCUUGCAUUGUAUUUUUCUAAAGUUUGUCUUCAUUUCUUAGUAGUCAAGAGUAUGAGCAGUAAAGAGUCUGCUCUGUGCUCAUUUUUAAAUAUAUGUAUAUAUAUUGAAUAAGGCUGUUUCUUAUCACAUAAAAUUAUUUUUGUCUCAUACGUCUAGACAAGGUUGCACCAUUUCUCAUAUUACAGGGAGUUGGACACAUCCAUUGUUAUAACCAGAUAGAUAUUUGCACAUCUAAACACUGUUGACCUUAUACUGCACACAAUGUGGACAGUCUUUUAAAGAAACAAAAGAAAUGAAAAUGUGACAAGGCACAACAGUUUAAAUAACUAUUUUACUAAGUGUUUGUAUAGUUCUGUGCAGACACUACACUGACCGUCUGUCUCAUUUGUCAAAUGAUGUUAGAAUUAUCCACGGGCAGACCUAUAGACCCAGGGUUCUUCUCAUCAGUGAGUGAGCAGCUCUCAGUGGAGGUACUUUUACCCUGGUUUCCUUAUUAUGGGCAUCUGAGUCACAAAAUGUGUGGUACUACCUUUGUUACAUCCUUAAACAACAGUAGCUUUUCUAUUCAAUGUGAUUAUAAUGGUACUAUUACUCUGAUCAUUGUUCUGUUUUAUUUAUUUUAAUGAUUUUUUUAAAGUAGAAUUAUUUGUUAACAAUGGUUCUGAUCUUUUGCAUUCCAUGUUACUACAUUAAACUUGUUUAUAUGACUA
Messenger RNA from Phodopus roborovskii (desert hamster), 1605 nucleotides. RefSeq names its product glucosamine-phosphate N-acetyltransferase 1 (gene Gnpnat1). Gene Ontology annotation, molecular function: monosaccharide binding; glucosamine 6-phosphate N-acetyltransferase activity. Bases 143 to 697 code for a protein of 184 amino acids. Gene Ontology annotation, biological process: UDP-N-acetylglucosamine biosynthetic process. The record is from RefSeq and is a predicted model, not a curated record. The transcript is spliced from 6 exons. Lineage: Eukaryota; Metazoa; Chordata; Mammalia; Rodentia; Cricetidae. Gene Ontology annotation, cellular component: endoplasmic reticulum-Golgi intermediate compartment; endoplasmic reticulum; Golgi apparatus.